UUCCGCUUUCCUUCCGCUUCUUGUAGAGGCGGAAGUGACGCACGGUGCUGCCAGGGCUUUCUGUGCGUAUCGUUUCGUUUGCAGCCGACGCAAGAGCGCGAGAGAGACAACAUCAUCAGAUACGAGCGAAAUACUGGAUUAUUCGCCCGCUACAAAAACCCCAUCGACCGUGCUGAAAGAUAAACAUCAUGAACCCUGUUUAUAGCCCCGCGUCAUCAGGGGUUCCUUAUGCCAACCAUAAAGGAAUAGGAUACCCAGCGGGAUUUCCUGUGGGUUAUGCAGCGGCAGCUCCAGCAUACUCCCCUGGCAUGUACCCUGGCGCUAAUCCAGCCUUUCCCACAGGUUAUGCUCCCGGGACCCCUUUCAAAAUGUCCUGCUCCCCAACAACAGGUGCUGUACCCCCCUAUUCCUCAUCACCUAAUCCCUACCCUGCUGCAGUCUACCCCGUGAGAAGUCCCUACCCCCAACAGAACCCCUACGCACAGCAAGGCACUUACUACACACAGCCCCUUUACGCAGCGCCACCGCAUGUCAUUCAUCAUACAACGGUGGUCCAGCCCAAUGGCAUGCCAGCGGCCAUGUAUGCCCCUCCCAUUCCCCCACCCCGCCCUAACGGAGUCGCCAUGGGCAUGGUAGGAGGCACCACCAUGGCGAUGUCAGCUGGGACAUUAUUAACUACUCACUCUCCAACCCCAGUCGCGCCCCACCCUUCAAUGCCCACGUACCGCCCACCUGCCACUCCCACCUACAGUUACGUGCCCCCGCAGUGGUGAACACGACACUGUCAAAUGAUGGUAGAUAUGCAUUCUCACUGUCCAGUAUUUUUACAAUUGGAGCUGACACUACAAGUGUUAUCAGCCGGUUGCUCUUCCUUCCAAACAUAAUGUGAAUCCGACUCCAGUUGGCAGACAAAAGGAAAGAGUAUCUUCCCAGUCCGGCUCCAUUACUAUUUCCCAUCCUUCACUCAUUCUGCAACAUAUCUCACGGCCGAAGACCAGACAAGCUCUUCAUGCUGAAUUGUGUUGUGUGGACUAUCUUGCAGUUUUUAGCUAACUCUUUAAUUGGUGAAACCCGGAAGGGAGUUGGAAUUAGUUUUAUUGGAAUACCUAUUGAAUGCAUGUAUAUAUUUAAAAGAGGAAAAAAGAAACAAAAAAAAAAACAACAGCGCUAGCUCAUUCUACCAGCUAUGACAGAUGCAAAACCAUCAGCAAUUAUCUCAAGCAAAAAUCCAAAGGGAUGGGGAAAAACAACUGUAUAUUAAAUGCAAUGUCUUAAUUGUUAUUUCAUACAAAAUAUUAAUAACGUUAGCAUUUAAAAAGCAACAUUUUUGUUAUUUUUCCUGGUUUUAAUUUGGGUAUUUGUAGCUCCAGGCAUGGUUUGUCUUCUCUGGGUGACGGCGUGUUUGUUGCUGCCGUGCCCUGAUGGGAAGACGGGCCCUUAGGGUUUGUGCCUCCGCUUCAUAUGCCUGUUUUUAGUUGAUAAGUUUUAUCACUCUACAUGCUCUCGCUGCAGUUAAUUGUUGCACUAAUUGCCUGUGUGUGUGUACAUAAAUUGGUUGAUUGAGCUGUAUUGAUGCUGAGAGCAUGCUAACUCAUUUGUGUACCUCUGGUUUGGUUUUCUUAACUUUUAAAAGUCUGACCGAAAGAUUAACAUUGGAAUCGCAGCGAGCUGUGACAUUUUUAAUGGUAAAUUGUUGAUGUGGUAAAGAUAAAGAAAAAAGAAAACUCAAUUGAGUUGAUUUGAUAACACUACUGGUUACAUUUGAGGAGGUGAAUUUGAGUUGUUUAGUUAUUAUUGACCCAAACAUCGCUUGUUACCUCAAAAUUACACCGUAACUGAUUGAAUUUUAUUGUCUUUUUACUUUAUACAUUGCCUAUGUCACUUCGGUUAAAGAAUGUUUUGUAAUGUUUAAUGUGUUUUUGUUUUGUAUUUUCAAGAAAGACCAAAAAAUAAAUACAAUAAUAAAUAGA
Onychostoma macrolepis is the source of this 1970-nucleotide messenger RNA. It is a transcript of the gene fam168b, whose product is annotated as family with sequence similarity 168 member B. The coding region runs from base 189 to 773 and encodes 194 amino acids. The transcript has 7 exons. NCBI's taxonomy places the organism in Eukaryota, Metazoa, Chordata, Actinopteri, Cypriniformes, Cyprinidae. The record is from RefSeq and is a predicted model, not a curated record.